GUAUUACAAUUCUGCAAAAGUAGUUAACAGAAGCUGCUAAGAUGAACUCUCUUGUUGUCGUUGCUUCUCUGGUGGUUUUGUAUGCCGUGCAGGCGCAAGAUGCACCAACGACAGCGGAGCCGCAUCCUCACCACAGUCAUGCUUCCCAUGCCCACACCACACACGAGCCAAAAGAGACAGAGAACUAUUCCUUCGUCUAUGACGGGAGAAGUCAAGACCUGGUUAUCAAGACAGGCGACCAAUGCUACAUCAUGCCUUUGACAGAUAAACAGAAAACCCAGGUCCAUGACCCUGCCAACAUAAAGAAAGUCGAGGCUAAAGCUCUCAAGCUGAUCAUCGACAACUCUAUCCAGAGCAAUAUUGACCAGUCCAUUCUUGACCACCAUCUGGUACAUUUCUGCAGAGGCUCCACCCAGGUCAUCUUCCUCGCCAACAACUAAACGAUGUUUCUAUCGACAUAUCUGGACACGUACUACAACUUACCUUAUUAGAAUGGUAUAUGUGUGUACGAAGGAGUGAAAUAAACUGACUACCGUACA
Messenger RNA from Haliotis rubra (blacklip abalone), 539 nucleotides. RefSeq lists its product as uncharacterized. The transcript is spliced from 4 exons. The record is from RefSeq and is a predicted model, not a curated record. Bases 42 to 440 code for a protein of 132 amino acids. Lineage: Eukaryota; Metazoa; Mollusca; Gastropoda; Lepetellida; Haliotidae.